Messenger RNA from Carya illinoinensis, 1315 nucleotides. Its product is annotated as transcription factor ORG2-like. NCBI's taxonomy places the organism in Eukaryota, Viridiplantae, Streptophyta, Magnoliopsida, Fagales, Juglandaceae. Gene Ontology annotation, cellular component: RNA polymerase II transcription regulator complex. The record is from RefSeq and is a predicted model, not a curated record. Gene Ontology annotation, molecular function: RNA polymerase II transcription regulatory region sequence-specific DNA binding; protein dimerization activity; DNA-binding transcription factor activity, RNA polymerase II-specific. The transcript is spliced from 3 exons. Bases 70 to 825 code for a protein of 251 amino acids. Gene Ontology annotation, biological process: regulation of transcription by RNA polymerase II.
CUAUGAUCAUCUCACUUUUAUGUUAAAUUGAAGUGGUCUCAAAACUACUGCCAGCCAACUACUCCCAUCAUGUUAGCGUUAACACCACCUAGUUGGCUUUCCAACAAUGGAUCAUCAUCUUACUUCGACCAAUAUUCCAUAAGGCAAGAUCACCAGAACUAUGUCCACAGAGACAACGAUACAUUAGAGUCUGCUCUUCAUUUCCUUUCCUACGAGACCGUACAAGUCGGUCUUGAUGACCCAGCAACAGUUAGUGGUGACCCAAAAAUGGUUAAGAAGUUUAACCACAAUGCUAGUGAGCGUGAUCGGCGCAAGAAGAUGAACGGUUUGUACUCCUCUCUCCGUUCGCUGCUUCCAGAGGCAGAUCAGAUGAAGAAACUAAGCAUUCCGACCACGGUUUCGCGGGUGCUAAAAUACAUACCAGAGCUACAGAAGCAAGUGGUGGGACUGAUUCAAAACAAGGAAGAGCUUUUAUCAAUGAUUUCUAGUCAAGCAGACAUUGAAACUCAACAUCAACAGAUCAACCAACCUAAAACUAUUGCUCGGAGUUCUUUGUCUACUGUUUCAGCAAGUCGACUUAAUGAUACGGAAGUUAUGAUACAAAUAUCCACUAGUAAGAUCAAUGAUACUCCAUUAUCUGAGAUCCUUCUCAGUUUAGAGGAGGUUGGAGUUCUACUACUAAAUGUGUCAUCCUUUGAGUCCUUUGGAGGGAGGGUCUUUUAUGGUCUUCAUCUUCAGGGAGAAAGAAAUCAAAGAUUGGAGUGCGAGAUUCUGAGUGAGAAACUCAUGUCCCUGUAUGAUAAGAGAGAAGCUCCAUUUCCCUGAAACCGCUGAAGUGCUAAGUAGUAAUGUGAUUCGAUGUAUUAGUGCUCUAGAUAUUUUAACCAGACAACUGGCCGUGCAUAGAAGCAAGCUGUGAAGGAGUGCACCUGUGCAGAAACAUUAACCGAUCGAUAAACAAAUUAUAGGCCGGAAACUUGGCAUGCAUGCAUGGCCUAUUUUUCUAAAACGCAGUAUCUCUUCCCUUCGAAAGGAAAGAUUUGUGGUGUGGUUGUAUGUAAUCCUAUAGUUGCCAAUGAUCGAUCAAACAGGUUGAGCUGGGCCUGGCAUAAGCAUUGAAUCAUGAUGACUAGCUUUGCCAUUCUAAAUACAGGAAUUUUAACAUAGAAAUGCUUUAGUCACAGGGAUUUCAUAAGAGUAAACCAUAAACGGAUGUAUUUUGAUGUAAUACGUUAAAUUUCAAAAUGAUUUAUAUUGUAAAGUAGAUUUAUUUUUAUUGUAAAGUUACAUUAAUCAAGUCAGCUAAUUAUGAUAU